AUGGCUGGACAACCGUCCGCGCUAUCACCUGGUCUAGGCCACGCCCAGAGUCUUUUGGACUUGACUCGCAACCAACGCGCCUCGCAAGCCGAUAUCCGGGCUCUGCUGGCUCGUACCACACAAGCGCUGGACAAAAUUGUUAGCAUUCGUGAGUCUCUGGAAGAAUUUGUUGAUUUCAAACAAUUUGAAAGGAAGCCGCAACGUCUCUCACGACCCUCACGUGUUAGCUCUAGCAUCGCUGAGCUUGGCGAUCACACGGCGCGGUCCACGACAGCCUCCAGUUAUGGAAGCACUGAGACGUCAUCUCUCUCAGAAGGCACACUUGAUCGAUCUACAAAUUCUACGAUUCACUCGUCUUCGUCCUUCGAUGAUGAGGAUGAACACGACGUGGAUAGGGACCGAGAGGAUGAAAUUAAAAGACAUGCGCGUGUGAACAUGAAUGAACGGGGUAGGCUGGAGCUAGAGGAAGCUGAAGAGGGCGAGACAUUUGACGACGAUCAAGCUAGCAGCUCUUUCACAAGCUCCAUUUCUACGGUGGAAGAAAUUGCGCCAUUAAAAGAGGCGCGACUUGAAAGGCUUAAGAGUAUUAACAUAUCAUUCCAUGAGGGGCUACCAAAAGAAUUCUUUCAGUCGCUCUGUCGCUUUUUAAAUUCGGCGUUAGAGGUAAAGACGCGACACUCAAGGUUUAAUUUUUAUAAGGAAGCUUUCACUGGAGGAGAUGCCGUUCGAGAAAUGCUGCUUAGUGGUUUUGCUGUAGACCACCAGACAGCUACAAGGUAUGGAAAUGUAUUGGUAAGGCUUGGUUUUAUCGAGCAUGUGUCUCGCACGGACGAUCAGCUGCACAAUUCCAAGGAUAACUUCUACAGAUUUACUAAGGUGCUCGAGUACGAUGAUCUUUCAGAGGCGUUCGCCUCGGACACAGCCAUACGAAGGCGUGCUUCCAUCAAUGCCAAUAACUACCGUGAAUCAGUCCUUUCAAACGAGUCUAAUGAUGUAAUGGAGUAUGACUUCUCCUCAGCUACAGACGAAGUACACGCACUUGUAACUGAGGAGUCAUUGCACGUUCUGGCUAAGGUGUUACACAAGGUGUUCGAGCGCAAAAACAAGCUGUUAUUCUACAAAGGCUAUUCUGGCUGCUUUUUAGGCGCUGAAGCCAUUAAUGUUAUCCGCGAAAUGCGUAUAACGACCUCACUGAUUGACGCCGUGCUUAUUGGACAAGCGCUACUAGAUGAUGGCCUCAUUGAGCCAAUCGCUACGACAGUCUCUACUUUUCAAGACAAGUACAUUUUCUAUCGUCUCAUGACGAUCCCGUCGUCAUAA
Messenger RNA from Plasmopara halstedii, 1320 nucleotides. Its product is annotated as mercuric reductase. Gene Ontology annotation, biological process: intracellular signal transduction. The coding region runs from base 1 to 1320 and encodes 439 amino acids. The record is from RefSeq and is a predicted model, not a curated record. Lineage: Eukaryota; Oomycota; Peronosporomycetes; Peronosporales; Peronosporaceae. The transcript has a single exon.